Molecule: messenger RNA, 974 nt
Organism: Rhizophagus irregularis DAOM 181602=DAOM 197198
Lineage: Eukaryota; Fungi; Glomeromycota; Glomeromycetes; Glomerales; Glomeraceae
Biological process (GO): peptidoglycan catabolic process; peptidoglycan turnover
Molecular function (GO): N-acetylmuramoyl-L-alanine amidase activity
Source: RefSeq, a predicted model, not a curated record
UUAUUUUUAAGCCAAAAUGUCUCAAAUUCCACUGGAACAAAAUAAUGCUUUCAUCUUUAAUGGGAAAGAACAUAAGGUUCCAUUCCCCACCAUUAAUUUUAAUGAUAAACAACGAGGAAUGAGUUUUCAUACUCCUCUUCUCAAGGAUCACUGGGACGAACGAACAGACCCAACUGGAUCAAAAAUUGAUACUAUAGUUUUACAUUGGGAUGUUGCUAAUUCUUCUAAAGGUUGUUUUGACAUAUUAGUUAAACGAGGUCUAUCAGUUCAUUUGAUGAUUGAUCGUGAUGGAACAGUUUAUCAAUCUCUCGAUUUUACUAAAAGAGCAUGGCAAGCAAAAGGAGUUAAUGAUCAUUCAAUUGGAAUAGAAAUUAAUAAUCAAUUUUAUAUUAAUCAACAAGAUCCAAAGUGGCCUCGUAAAGAAGUUUAUUCAAGAGACCCAAGAUCAGGUGUACCUUAUAAACAUCUUGAUUUUACAGAACUACAAAAAACUAGAGUUGUUCAAGUUGUUGAAGCUUUAUGUAAAGUUGUACCAACAAUUCCAAGAAUAUUACCUCCCAAAGGAAAAGAUGGAAAAAUUAUUACUAGAUUAUUAAAUGAAAAUGAAAUAAAAGGUGUUGUAGGUCAUUUCCAUACUUCUGUGGAAAAAAUUGAUCCUGGAGACACUUUAUGGCCUCUUUUAUAUAAUUCUUUCUCUAAACCUUCUCCAAAGUUAUAAUUUUUAAAAAAAUAAUUUUUCUUCUUAAAUAUUAUUUAUUUACUUUAUUUAUUAAAUUAUAUUAUUAAAUUAUUUGUCUAUUCAUAUUUUUUCAACAAUUUGUUCGUUUUAGUAUAUAACGCAUUAUGAUGGCAAGUAAUAUGACCAAUCCAAGUAAGGACGCAUUAAAAAUGUUUCCAAAAACUAUGAUAAUUAUGAAAAAUGAAAUUAUUAACAUCAUAUUAUAUUUAAAUAAAGCGGUAAUUUUUUUAUACUU